AUGGCUCUGAUACCAUGUAAACGUUGGCGUGAGUUGGGUACAGAAGCUGAUGGGCUUGAGCUGGACCUGAAUCUUGACGGAGCGGCUGAGUUGGCUCGUCUCGCAGUCUUGAAAAAGCUUCGUGGUCGUCCUGACACAGUCCGCGUAUGCAACGCCGUGAUCAGAGCCAUGUGCCAGGCGAAACAGUACAUUGACGGCAUCUCUCUGUUCCAUUACUUCUUCAACGAGUAUAAGAUCGUCCCUAACAUCGUCUCCUUCAAUCUCGUGAUGAAAGCCUUCUCUGACAUGGGUCGUUUCGACGACGCACUGCAACUGUACCGUCACGCUGCUAAAUUCGGUAAACGUUGGCGUGAGUUGGGUACAGAAGCUGAUGGGCUUGAGCUGGACCUGAAUCUUGACGGAGCGGCUGAGUUGGCUCGUCUCGCAGUCUUGAAAAAGCUUCGUGGUCGUCCUGACACAGUCCGCGUAUGCAACGCCGUGAUCAGAGCCAUGUGCCAGGCGAAACAGUACUUUGACGGCAACUCUCUGUUCCAUUACUUCUUCAACGAGUAUAAGAUCGUCCCUAACAUCGUCUCCUUCAAUCUCGUGAUGAAAGCCUUCUCUGACAUGGGUCGUUUCGACGACGCACUGCAACUGUACCGUCACGCUGCUAAAUUCGGUGCUGACAGACAGACAUACAGGCUGAUGGCCGAAGCCUUGGUCAAGGCCUAUGAGCCCGUAGAUGCUUAUGUUGAAGAUGUUGAUGAUUGCUUCGAAGAGUGGAGGCUCGAAUACAAGGGCAAAACAUGUGAUCGGAUUGCUACGAUAUUCGUGGACUACUCGUUCAAACAUGGCAACGAAGAGAAAGCUAUGAAGUGUUAUAGCUUCAUCCCACAGGGGAAAUGUCUGCGUGCGACCACUGGGAACACUCUUUUGACAAUUUUGCUAUCCAAUGGUAAGAAAACAGAGGCUCGGGAGCUGUUCAACAAGAUGAUCAAAACCAACUGUUUCGAUUCAGAGACGGUUAAUGUAAUGGUGGACGAGUGUUUCAAGAUGGGCGAGUUUAAGGAGGCCAUGUACGUGUUCAACAAGUCACGAGAGGGAAAGAGAAUGGCUAAGUGUUACAGUAAUACGGUCGCUCGACUUUGCGAGCAUGGGAUGGUGUCGGAGGCAGAGGGCUUGUUUGAGGAAAUGAGCUCUUACAAAGACUUGUCCCCUGAUGUGCCCACAUUCAGGUCGAUGAUCAAUGGAUACGUUCGUGCUGGGAGAGUCGAUGAUGCCCUCAAAACCUCGAAAACACUGGCGCUUUUGAACCUGCGCAAGGUUUCCAUCAAUCAGGAUUAG
Messenger RNA from Camelina sativa (false flax), 1323 nucleotides. NCBI's taxonomy places the organism in Eukaryota, Viridiplantae, Streptophyta, Magnoliopsida, Brassicales, Brassicaceae. The record is from RefSeq and is a predicted model, not a curated record.